AUGCUAGGGUUAAAGUUACCGACUAACAAAGCAAACGGAAUGGAUCGGCCACACCAAGCUCCCCCGACACCCCAAUCACAUUCUUCGACUCCAGCCAUAACCGACGGUCGUCGUGGCGAGUCUGGUUCUGGCCACAACGGAUGCUGGCGAGUCCGCCUCCACCCCAGAAGACGCCGACGAGUCAGCCUCCACCAUUGCAGACGCCAGCAAGCCUUAAUUUCUUGUAACUGUUUUUCGAUGCUGAUUCCGAUUCUGGCUACAGAAGACACCAGCCAGUCCGCCUCCAUCACAGCAGACUCCCGGCAAGCACUACAUUCCUAUUUGUGAAGACGCCAGCCAGUCCGCCUCCAUCACAGCAGACUCCCGGAAGCAACUUUAUGCAUUUUAAACAACUUCAUCUCAUCAAACCAUAAAUUGCAAUUAUAGUAACAUGUUUGUUCAUCAACAAAUGAUGAAAUUUCGUUGUUACAAAUGUCUUUGUUCAGUUUUAUGUUUUGAUCACAACACUGCAGCAUAAAAAUCAAAAUCCUAGAACGAAGCAUGUUAUUUUGAAUGGAAAUAGCCUCUGAUGUUAUAAUAUUUCAACUGCAGCCUUUGAACCCAGAAACCAUGAAGAACUUGAUGUGAAUCUACUUACAUUCUCCACUUGCUCUGUUUGAGAAACAAAAGAUGAAUAUGUUCUUACUUUUCUGUAAAGUUGGUGGAUUAGUUUAUGAGAAUUUCAAGUUCUUUAUGGAAUUCUUAGGAUAGAUGUUGGAAACUGUUGUUUCUAUGUUUUCAAC
Lactuca virosa is the source of this 782-nucleotide messenger RNA. The record is from the annotation of a GenBank genome assembly. NCBI's taxonomy places the organism in Eukaryota, Viridiplantae, Streptophyta, Magnoliopsida, Asterales, Asteraceae.